GUGAUAGGAAGUCAAUCAAUACCUUAGAGGUGAGCUGCAAACAUGCUAGGCGAUAUUCUUGCUUUGCUCGCUUUUCUGCUAGAAAACUGCAUGGGAGUAACGUUAAUUGAAUCAUGUGGAAAUAGUCGAACACGUUCAUCCGAGUUACAAGAGUCUUUACUGCAAGACGAAGAGGAAAACCAGGAGAAUCAGGAAGGCAACCGUGAGUAUCUUGAAGACUUUACGAAGUUUGACCCCGAUGAUACAAUUUUCCGAGAAUUCAACCCUCCACAACGCGAGGAAAGAGAUGCUAAAGCAUGGRAAAAAAACCUUCCUGCCUUCAAGGAAACAUUGUGGAUGUGCCUUAAAAAUGUUCUUCUCAUUCAAACUAUUUCUGGAACUUUGAUUGGAUUCUUAGUUGUUGUUAUUGUCUUUCUUGACUUUGGUACAGCUGAGUGGUGUUUCGAUAAGACUCUGAAUUGGUACACGAUGCCCAAGCGCGUCCAAAAUCUUGGAGUUACAGCUCAGUCUAUUGAAGGAUUUAUCAUCGAGAUGUGGGAUUUCUGUUGCAUAAUCGCAGUAUUCCCACUGUCUUUGAUCAAAGAUCUUCAUCUUUUGACCCUCAACUUGUUGGCUGGAUUCAUUGACGUUGCCUACAGACUUUACUUUCAAAUCUAUGGGAUCUACAAGGUUUCUUGGAUGUCAUUUCCCCUCAACGUUCUAUUCGGCCUCACGAUCAUCAUUAACAACUACCUCUUAGCGCGACAUUAUCAUCCAGAUUCCUUAAAAAAAACUCUCAAACUAGACUUCAUAUUGUCUGCACAGUUCGUUCUUGGUAUUCCAGCAGCAAUGAUAGUAGUUUACAGGAUAGUUCCUUUGUACAUUGAGCAGGAUGAAGAGUUUAAAGUCUUGAUUGCAGCAUUUUCUCCACUUGUUUCAGCAAUCCCUAAAGUAGUUGCCCGCCUUGGAGCGCAAUCCCUGAAGGGAAUCAUUCAUCCUGGCACGGCACAUAUUCUGGUCGCUGGAAUAUAUGGAGCUUCCGCUGUAACCUUUCGAGUAAUGCAAGCGGAACUGUCAGACAUGUCACUUUUUGUGGCUCUAGGAAUAGCUCACGCUAUUAUUGAUCUUGUAGAAAGAAUAACCAUCACCAUGAGAGACCACAUCUGGGAAUACUUUUAUCGUUUGCUUCGAAGACAAAGAUCUGAAGCCCCAAAAUACCGCAGCCCUCGAAGUAGGCGCUUUAUAGCUGAUGUAAGCAUUCAGAUAAUGCUACAAAAAUCGACUGCCCUCAUUAGUGCGAUAGGGUUUAUUAACGUCUACCACUUCAUGUACAGCGAAUCGAAGCCUUUUAGUGAUUACACAUAUGUAAUCAACUUUUUUGAACGCGCCGCUAUAGGUCUACUGAUCGAUCUAUUCUUUAAUACCUUAUCUCUAUUGAUCCAAACUCGGGUUAUGAAUGUUGCAGUCAAUAGAGUGUGGAAAAAGAAGUGGAAAUCCCAUCUAGUAUUGAAUACAUUGAUGAUUUGUAUUUCGGUAGUUUAUUUUAGCGAAUAUUUGUUUGGGGUUGUUAGAAGCAAAUAUAAUUAUUCAAAGCAUCCAAUGGUACUAUAUCARUGGAAUUGUACUUAUCCAAGUUUCUUGUGAAACUAGUUGAUAUAACGAGUAUAGAGUGAAUGCAUUUAACCCGAAAAAUAGAAAUACUAGUCAACGUGUAAUGGUCAAAUAGACACGAAAGAAAACAAUGGAAUUAGGGUCUACUAAUGUCACAGUCUAAUAUUCACGGGUUUAGUGACUUCAUUCUAGAGACACAAUUUCAAAUAGACCAUUUGGCGAAUACACACGUGGAAUUAAUGAGAGGAUUUCUGUGGACAACUCAGUGAUCUAUAAAAAAUAUCUUAAAAUUAUAUCUAGAAUGUUACUUGUUUACAUACGUAGAUAUAGCAUCAUCUUUUUUUCAUGAUUUACAUUGCGCGCGUAAAUAGUUUUCUAGCUUACACGUAAUAUUCAUCGUCAAAUAGAUAACUUUAUCAUGCCCGAUAUGAAUCAUUCUUUGCAAAUUACUUUAGCCCUGACGAUGCACUAGCUAGUAGUGCAAAAGCUCGCUAAAAAUAAAAAGAGAUUAUAUAGUAAUUCUUUAAUAAUUUCUUUUUCAUUGUUAUCAUUGCUGUUUUCUUUCCGUAACAAAAGACGCCACACUCAAAAUCAACAACAACAACAACAACAAACAAACAAACAAUGAGUAAUUAGUUAUGACUAGGUAGCUCAAAAGUAAGGCCCUGUGUGCCAUUUAGGCGCGAGGAGGAUAGGUACAGGAACAGGUAUAGCUCAAGUAGCAUGCAAAUAGAUAUAUAUUAUACUAGUUCAAAACAGAUGAUUUUUUAUAUCGAAUAAUUGGAGUUUAACUACAUAUUCAAUGUGUAGAAAUUAGGAGUCUUUUCAGUUAUCAAAAUUGUUUUUUUCUGACUUGAGAAAAUAAAGCCAACAAAACACUGUUGCGGAUAUCAGUCAUGUACACGGAAAUAUCUUCUAUCCAUGGUAUGGGAAGAAAACAGGUAUGCAGUGUUUCACUGCAUAUUCUUGCAUACUUGGUUUGUCCCUCUGAAUUUGAAUCGCAUAAAACAAAAUAUUUGAUAAUUAUUUUGUUAGCAAGUGAAGGAUUACGUCUGAYUUAGUCAAUGAGUACCAUGUCAUAGUAAUAAGGGAAACUAAAGACAUUUAUGACAACCAUUUUUUUAUCUUGAAUGAUUUGUAAAAACGAUUUGUCGAAAUCAUUAAAGCGAACCCAUUUCAUAAAACAA
Molecule: messenger RNA, 2777 nt
Organism: Actinia tenebrosa (Australian red waratah sea anemone)
Lineage: Eukaryota; Metazoa; Cnidaria; Anthozoa; Actiniaria; Actiniidae
Source: RefSeq, a predicted model, not a curated record